GCUCAAAAAUAUAAUAACAAAUCACAAUCUAUGUUAUCCAGUAUUUCAAAUUUGACAGUCGUGUCUGCCGUUUCGUGCAACUUUAUUCAACUAUUAAAUUCCGAUAUUAUCUGUCGUUAAGUUGGUGUAACUAACAAUGUUAUAUAUAAUUGUUUUAAUACUAGUGGCUUUAACAGCUUUUAGUGUUUAUCAUAAAGUUAAUACUGCAGUAUGCACAUCUAAUAGACGGUUGGAAGGCAAAACUGCCGUGGUUACUGGAGGUACCUCUGGUUUAGGACUAGUUAUAGCCAAAGAUUUCGCCAAACGAGGCGCUAAGGUUAUAGUAGCUUGCCCUUUUGAAGAAGAAGGCACAAAUGCAAGACAACAAAUCAUCAGGGAAUCUGGUAAUGAAAAUGUACUCUUUAAAUACCUCGAUUUAUCCUCCUUAACCUCCGUUCGUGAGUUCGUUAAGGAAAUUCAGAAAACAGAAAAUCGUUUGGACAUCUUAGUGAACAACGCGGGGGUCGGUAUACCUGGAGAUUUUUUAACCAAAGAUGGCCUCAAUUUUAUUAUGCAAGUCAAUUAUUAUGGCCACUUUCUACUCACAAUACUUCUGCUGCCUCUUCUGAAGAAAACUGGGACCAAAUCAGAUCCAGCGAGGAUUGUCAAUAUGUCAUCUCUCGCUCAUAGAUAUGCAAGUUCGGACGUCGACAAUUAUAACAGAGCCGGGUACUGGUUGACAAUAAGAACAUACUGUAACAGCAAACUAUGUUUAGUCUUCUUCUCGAAAGAGCUGACCAGAAGACUAUCAGAUACGAACGUGGUGGUGAACUGUUCCGACCCGGGCUAUGCUGCGACGAGAAUAUAUAAUAGCGCAAACGAAUUCCUAGGCUUUCUAGCAAUUACUUUUAUUCUUCUUUUUGCUAACACAGCGUUUCAGGGGGCGCAGACAGCUAUUUAUCUGGGCGUAGAUGAGGCUGUCAAAGGCAGUGGAGAGUACUUUAAAAAUUGUAAGCAAAUUGCUGCAGCCUCAAAAGCAAACAAUGAAACAAGCAUCAGGAAAUUAUGGGAACAAUCACUUAGGCUCGUUAAACUAAGUGUCGAAGAAUUGAGAGAACUUAAUUUCUUGUAGAUAUUAUGAAUGGUUGAAUAAUUUUAUUGAAUUAAAUGAAAACAAGGAACAUAAGUUAUUAGGGAUGCAAUCGGCAACUUAUCGCUUACAAGCGAUGGAUAAGCAUAACAAAUACUAAGCUUAAAGUGAAAGUUUAUACAUGU
Pieris brassicae (large cabbage white) is the source of this 1254-nucleotide messenger RNA. RefSeq names its product retinol dehydrogenase 13-like. The transcript has a single exon. NCBI's taxonomy places the organism in Eukaryota, Metazoa, Arthropoda, Insecta, Lepidoptera, Pieridae. Bases 137 to 1111 code for a protein of 324 amino acids. The record is from RefSeq and is a predicted model, not a curated record.